AUUUUUCGCUGUCCCUCGUCUCUCUCGAUACUGCCACUAUAAAUUCCUCUCUAAACCCCUUUACCAUUUCUAUUUUCGAACCCAGGCCACAAAAUUUCGAUCCCUCACUGGAUUCAUACUUUGAUCAAAUUUCACCAUGGAAGCUGUGACCAUGAAUUCGGUGCCGCCAUUUUUGAGCAAGACUUACGACAUGGUGGAUGACCCCUCAACCAAUUCGGUGGUGUCGUGGAGUAGCAGUGAUAACAGUUUUGUAGUGUGGAAUGUGCCGGAGUUUCAGAAGGACCUUUUGCCUAAGUAUUUCAAGCACAGCAAUUUCUCUAGCUUUGUCAGACAGUUGAAUACCUAUGGUUUCAGAAAAGUUGAUCCAGAUCGCUAUGAAUUUGCAAAUGAGGGGUUCUUAAAAGGGCAAAAGCAUCUCUUGAAGAGUAUAUCUAGGAAAAAGUCUCUUAAUGGACAGAGUACUCAACCCCCUCAGGUUCAGAGCUCUAAAGUUUCAGCAUGUGUUGAAGUUGGAAAGUUUGGACUUGAGGAAGAGGUUGAAAGACUAAAACGGGACAAGAAUGUGCUCAUGCAGGAACUUGUUAGAUUGAGGCAGCAGCAGCAAGCUACAGAUAACCAGUUGCAAACUGUAGGGCAACGUGUUCAGGCAAUGGAGCAGCGGCAACAACAGAUGAUGUCAUUCCUUGCAAAGGCCAUGCAAAGUCCAGGCUUCUUAAAUCAGCUUGUACAGCAGAAUAAUGAAAGCAACAGACUUGCUGCUGGGGGCAAUAAAAAGAGGAGACUUCCCAGGCAGGAGGAAGAAAAUUUGGCAGUCAAGACCGGCAGUAAUUCUCCCAAUGGGCAGAUUGUAAAAUUCCAUUCUUCUAUGAAUGAAGCAGCAAAAGCAAUGCUGCACCAGAUCCUGAAGAUGAAUUCAUCAUCUAGGCUGGAACCAUCAAUAAACAAUUCUGCGCCUUUCCUGAUUGGUAAUCUUCCUUCUUCCAGUGCAUUAGACAGCAGCAAUACUUCAAGUCGAAUCUCAGAAUUGAUGCUUUCAGAUGUUCAAGCAUCAUUUUUGCCUGUUGAGUCAGCUUUUUCUGCCAGUCAUCCAUGUCAUGCCGUUUCUGAGGUCCAAUCUCCUUCUUGUGUUGUAACUGACCAUGUUAAAACAGAUUUUAUUUCUGAGAUGAAAAUGCAUAAUUCUGGGCAAGAUGCAAUUCUGCCUAAUUUUGCUGAGAGACAAGGAAUUAUGUCAGAAAUCUCCGCUGGAGUUCCUAAUACAAAUUUUGUCGAUCCAGAGACGGGGGUUGGAGAGAACACCACACUAAUGCCGCCUGUCUUGGAUGUAGCAAUUCCUGAAGAAACUGAUGCCUAUUCUUCCAAUCAGGACACAGAUAUCUUGAUGGAUGGUAUACAUAAGCUUCCUGGCAUUAAUGAUGUAUUCUGGGAACAGUUUCUUGCAGCAAGUCCAAUCACAGUGGACACAGAUGAAAUUAAUUCAAGCUCACUGCUUAGCGGCAUGACCAGAGAACAGGAAUUGCAAUCAUGGCAGGAGAAUGGCCAGGACAAUAUUCAACAUAUUAAUCAUCUUACUGAACAAAUGGAGCUUCUUACAUCAGAGGGCCAGAUGGGGUGAAUUUUCACCAAUUGUAUAUAAGUUUAUUUCUAUCAAAGAGUUGCUGUUCUGCACUGCCCAGCAUGCUAAAGCUUUUGCUUUUCUGAGGGAUGGCAAGGCAAACUUUUUCCCCCUUUUUUUAAAGUUUAACAGACUUAUUUCCACCUUUAUCAACUAUGAUAAUAUUGUCUCCGUUCUGCGUUACCCUUUUCAUUUUAAAUAUAUGAUGCAGUGUUUUGUGGUAAAAAUGGAAUUUGUAUGGAAAUUCCUGAUAGACAGAUAGAGUUCCUUUAAUGCCCAAGAAGCAAGCAUUGUUAAGUGCUGAUUUGAACCA
Molecule: messenger RNA, 1928 nt
Organism: Manihot esculenta (cassava)
Lineage: Eukaryota; Viridiplantae; Streptophyta; Magnoliopsida; Malpighiales; Euphorbiaceae
Product: heat stress transcription factor A-1b
Exons: 3
Coding region: 137-1615 (492 amino acids)
Biological process (GO): regulation of transcription by RNA polymerase II
Cellular component (GO): nucleus
Molecular function (GO): RNA polymerase II cis-regulatory region sequence-specific DNA binding; DNA-binding transcription factor activity
Source: RefSeq, a predicted model, not a curated record